Schistosoma margrebowiei is the source of this 3904-nucleotide messenger RNA. The record is from the annotation of a GenBank genome assembly. NCBI's taxonomy places the organism in Eukaryota, Metazoa, Platyhelminthes, Trematoda, Strigeidida, Schistosomatidae.
ACUAUCGCGGAGUUUAGUUUUAAUCAACCAACGAUUUCACCUCUCGCCGAUGACCCGCCUGUCUUAGGCCAAAUUUUCCAGCUUGUUAUCUCCCUAGAUGAUUGGGUCUUAUGGACGGUGUACUUUAUCAAAACAAAAAAUCAUAUUCCGGAGAUGAUAUGUCAUCAGAGCCUUGCAAAAGUCUAUGUUUAAGUUCUCGUCCCGAAAAUGGCAGUUUAUUGGUCCCAGUGGGACAAAAGUCGAUUGACAUUCAACAUUUGGGGGAUAUUUCUUCUGAAGAGUAUGAAAGGCUUGUUCUUUCUCCGCCCCCCGUGCCUCUGAAUCUCGAGGCUGCUAGUGCUGCUAUCUAUGAAGCAGCCUGUCGUUCGCACUCUAGGACACAGUCAAUUAGUGACAGCACGCCUUCCUUGAAGAUAAUUAAACAUGAGGGAUACACUGAUUCACAUAGUAACUGUAGUGCAAGAUCUUCAGCCCAUGAGAUUUCCAAGCAAGGGCCAAAAGAAGUUUUGCCUUGUCAUACUGAUACAAAGCCUCAGAACAAAUGGCGACGUUUUCUGUGUUGUUUUCCUGAUAAAGCUUGUCGUCCACUACCGUCGAAACGAAAGGAUUCCUCUUCUGUUAAAGGAACAUUGUCCACAAAGUCUCCAUCUCCUAGUGACGGUAAAUCUAACUCCAAUGAAUUAAAUGAUCUUGUAAAUAAAAAGUCAACCAAACCGGCAAAAUCUGGAAGCAAAAAACGCUCCAAAAAAUUGAAGGGUUUGUCAGUUGACGACACAGCCGGAUGUAAAGCUGAUCAAUUAGCGCCCCCGUCAUCUACCGAAGAAGUACUCAUACCUACUGUAUCAAUUUUCCAACCUGUUCUCCCCAGUACGGUGUUGAAUGCUUUAGGAUCAAAAUGUGAUAGCUCUAUCCAUUCGGCUUCAGUAUCAAAUGGUUACAGUUUCAGCGAUCCUGAUGUUCGUGUAGAGUCACCAGUCUUGCGGUCGACUGUCGAAAUGAAUGUCAACACAUCUAAGUCGCACUAUCCUUUUCAAUUCGCAGCCUUAAAACGUAACACAACUAAUGAUGCAUACGGCAUAAACCUUACUGAUAACACUGAAUGUCAGAGUCCUACUACACAGGUAGAAAAUACUAAUGGUUUUGAGUCUGCACAUCACGUGAUUCACCAACAGUUACAGCCUUUGCAUUCAUCAUGGGUUGAGUGUGACAACCCUGAUGGUAAUCAUCUUGUUUCGGACAGCUGUCCUCAUGACCAAUAUUCUAUCAAUUACGAUAGAAAUAGUGGACAAGGUGAUGCUUCUUCCGAAAAUCUUGACCAUUUACCACCCGGAAUAGAUCUAUUGGGUGAAGUUGACUCAGACUGUGUGAAUAAAAAGUGCUUAGUUUUGGACUUGGAUGAGACAUUGGUGCAUAGUUCCUUCAAAUAUGUAGAAAACGCAGAUUUUGUUGUUCCCGUGGAAAUCAAUGGCACUAUUCAACAAGUGUAUGUCCGAAAAAGACCGUAUCUUGAUAAGUUUCUUAAAGCUAUUGGACCACUUUUUGAGUGCGUUAUGUUCACAGCAAGUCUUCGCAAGUAUGCUGAUCCUGUUUGUGAUUACAUUGAUGCCUCGUCGUAUUUUCGCCAUCGCUUAUUUCGCGAGGCAUGUGUUGAUCAUCAGUGCAACUUAAUUAAGGAUUUGAGUCGUUUGGGAAGAGAUGUGGAACAAAUAUGCAUCGUUGACAAUUCUCCCAUAUCAUUUUUAUUCCAACCAAGUAAUGCACUCCAAAUCGUUUCAUGGUUCGGUGAUUUAGCUGAUCAAGCUUUAUGUGAGCUGAUACCUUAUCUCACCGGUUUAGCUAGUGCACGCACAGUUGUUGAUUAUCUGAGAGAGUUCAGGCCGCCACAAAAUGCAGCUGUUGCGCAACCAGCCACUCCUACAUGGUUGUUACUAUUUAAUCAUAGUCUUCCUGGUGACAUAAACACUUUAGAAGAUAGUGAAGGUGGAGAACUUGAAGAUGACGAUAUUGCUGUGAAUUAUCACGAAGAAGAUGCUGUUCUGUCACCUCAUUAUUCUUUAAAUCAUAAUCGUUUUUCUUAACUAGUUGUAACAUCUGUCUACUUACACAUUGAUUUCAAUUCAGAGCACUGGAUUGGAAAUUGUCAACGAGUUGUUUACAACUAAACGUACAAUAGUACACAUUUUCUUCUCCAUCAAGAAUUUUUCUUUGUUCCAAACGCUCACAAUUUAAUACACAUUACAGUUUAUAAUGCAUAUGCAUUCCGUGAUUUGAAUGUGCAUUAUGAAAAAAGGCCUUUGCCUUUUUUACGUCUAUUUUUUUACGGCUGUGCAAAAAUGUAGCUUUAAUUAUAUAUAUCUGAAAACUCGUUAAACUUCACUAAAAUUACUCUGUUAAACAUCUCUAUCUUCACUGUGAGUAUUUUUUUACUUUGAUUACUUUGUUUCGAAGUAUGAUAUCACACUCACUCACUGCCUUGUAAAGACUUUCUGCAGAAAUUCUCAUCGUUUGUUUACUAUACAACCAUCUUCUGUCUUGUUUUUAUUUAUUCUUUCUAAGUGAAUUACCAGUCUGAUAAUAAUGCUAUGCAACUAUUGUAAGCUUAAUAAAUAACAUUUGUAAGAUAUAUAUAUAAUCGGAAUGUAGGUGUUUUCAUUGCUCUUCCAAUUAGUUUCGUUAAUUGUUGUAGAUUUGCGUCAAGUCUGUUUGAUUUAAUUAUGAGGUUUCACUCUUGACAAUGUACUAUAUAAUUGAUUCUCCUAUAACAUAUUCUUUUCAUUUUUUCUAAAAGUCUGGAAGAAUGUAAUUUUUUUCGUGGAACUCAGGUCCAUUUGUUUUUGGUUGUAUAAAAAUGUUUUCAUAAACUUGUUUCUUAGUUUCUCUCUUUAGUAUGCUCUUCAUUUGUCCUGUUUCACUGAGUUAUUUAAUUGCUCGUUUUUCAUAUCCACUCUCUAUAUCCACUUUAAUCCUCAUCUUUACUUGUAUUCUCUACCGUAAAAUCUACAGUUUUUGUCACUUGACUUGUUGCUCAAUGUAUACAUCUAUAAUCAGUGUCUUCCUUUAUUUUACUCCAUUAUUAUAAUCCGAUUGUUUUUUUUAAUGCUCCCUCUUUCUUCUUCAUUUACACAUUUCUUCACCGAAGCGCCUUAAGUUCUUGCAUAAAUAUUCUAUAUUCUUUUGAAUCUACAUGAUAUAUUAACGUAUUAUUUAAAUAGGUCAUCUGUAGAGUAAACCAGCUUCGUCCAUACCCAGGUUUGGUUAUUCUUAACUCCAAAUAGUUUAUUACCCAUUCUUUUUUUUACAUUACAUGAGAAUAUAUAUAUAUAGUCUGUGUUCUGUCUUUAUUCUUUUUAUUAUUUAAAAUAUGUAAGCGUUUACUCCGAUUGAUUUAUCAUAGUCUUUCAAUAUCGGACCUAAGUUUCCGAUUGCAACUUGAUUUUUCAGAACAUUUUAGGACAGUCAGCGACUUUUGUACUCAGAAGUCGUCAUUGAAUGAUUAUCCUGGUUUUUCUUCUACUAUUGUUACCUUUUUCACUAUUUGGCUAAAUUACUCGUCAGUUCUAUCUGUUCUUAGCCUACAAGUUUGAAAUAUGUAUUUGUGUGUUUGGUUAUAAAAUGAUAUGAGCUUAUAUACCUCAGUGUACUAGAUUUGCUCAAUAUUUGUUCUGUAUGAAACUUAAUGUUGAAUAGAAUUUGGAUUGUGUAAUGUUUCUGGUUUAUACCAGGUCAUCUAUAAAUAUUCAUUUAUGUGUUAUUGUUGUCGUUCUUAUUUUCCUGUUAAUUAUUAAAAUAGGCAAAUAUUUCCCAUUUCAUAAAUUUAUUAUUUUAAAACCAGCAUGUCUUUUUUCCCUCAAUAUUUUAUGUUUUUAUUAGAUAAUAACUUUAAAUAUAAAAGUAAAAAUAUCAA